This is a messenger RNA of Guillardia theta CCMP2712, 965 nucleotides long. RefSeq lists its product as hypothetical. The record is from RefSeq and is a predicted model, not a curated record. The annotation marks the transcript as partial. The transcript is spliced from 14 exons. Lineage: Eukaryota; Cryptophyceae; Pyrenomonadales; Geminigeraceae. Gene Ontology annotation, molecular function: N-acetyltransferase activity. Gene Ontology annotation, biological process: protein acetylation.
UCAUGCGAAGUACGAGCAAGAAUGCAGACCGAUGGGAGGCGUUUGAGGCAGAGCCGAGGAUGAAUGAAAACGCAGAAGACGCAGCAAGACGGGUGUUCCAAGAACACUUCCAGCGACCUGAGGCUGAGGUAGAGAAGCGAGGUGUCGUGACGUUGGUUUCAAAAGGAGAAUGUGCAACUCAGCUUCACCUGUUCGUCUGGAACCACAUGUCCUCUGAAGGCGUCAAGGCCGCAAGUCAACCACUGAUCAAGAAUUUCUUGCUGCCGUAUCAGAGCAUGCCGUUACAUUAUCGACACUGGCUGCCAUCCAUCUUGGAGGACUGGUUUGUCGAGGGAGCGGUGAGAGAGGACGGGAUCGAGAGCUCAGAUGCCGACAACAGCCUUCAGCUCCUGAGAGAAGGGCGAUGGUCGUUGAGUUGUGAUGUACUCAAAGAACACGACCUGCACAUGUUCUUGAGCAAAGACAUCGAGGGCUGGAGGGAGGAAGCUCUGAUACAAGACAAGAAGUUGAUGAUCGUGGGCCAAAAUAUCCUCCUGGUGCCCUACUCACCGGAGCAUGUGGCGAGAUACCAUGAGUGGAUGAAGGACGAGGAAAUUCUCAAGUUCACGGGGAGCGAGCCGUUGAGCCUGGAUGAGGAGAUUGAGAUGCAGAAGAAGUGGGAGGACGAGUACGACAAGUCUACCUUCAUCAUCCUAGAUAAGGAGUCUAAGCAUAUGAUCGGAGACAUUAACAUGUUCUUCUAUGAAGACGAGAAGUAUCAUGGUGAAAUCAACGUUAUGAUCGCGGAGAAGGAAUAUCGCCGCAAGGGACUUGCAAAAGAAGCACUCAGAUUGUUCAUGCAUUAUGCAUACAGAAGAUUAGGAGCGAAGGAGUUUGCAGCAAAGAUUGAUGAAGACAACGAAGCAUCUCUCAAUCUGUUUCGCAACCUUGGCUUCCACGAGGUCAACAUCUAUCUCACAUCUUAG